GAGGUCCGAGAUAUAAUGGAGCCGAGCGCGACGAAAAAUGGUCAAAGUGUGAGAAACGUGGACACGGUCGUUUCUCGUUCGAAUUUUUGGAGAAAAAUGGAAAGUGAAGCAACGAAGGAGAAUGAAACGUACGAGGUCGAAGAAGUGUUUCACAAAGAAAGUGUUGGAACCGAUAAAAAUUAUAAACACGAGUAUCUUUGGACACACAUAGUGGCUCAUAGUAUUCUUCAAAUUGGAUGGUUAAUUGGAAUCUAUACCACGUUUGUCUAUGCUAAAGCGGCCACCAUUUUAUGGGCGGUUUUCGUUGGAUUUUUGGCGGGUCAAGGAGUAGGGAUCGGGGCGCACCGUGGCUACUCUCAUAAAUGCUUCAAAUCGACCCUUCCUUUAAAAGUGGCUCUACUCGUCUGCCAAACAAUGGCAGGCCAGAAUAGUAUGUUCACUUGGUCGAGAGAUCACAGAGUUCAUCACAAAUACAGCGAUACUGAUCUAGAUCCUCAUAACGCAAACCGAGGAUUGUUCUUCUCCCAUAUAGGCUGGAUGAUGGCUAAAAAACAUCCAUUACUGAGAAAAAAACAGAUGGAAAUUGACGUUGAAGAUUUAUUGCAGGACAAACUGCUCAUGUUUCAGCACAAGUACUUCGUCUAUUUAUAUGUUCUAUUGGCAGUAAUAAUUCCAGUGGGAGUGCCAAUAUAUUUUUGGAACGAAUCUCUCUGGUCUUCACUUUUCACGGUUUACUUCUUUCCAUAUGUCACUAAUUUACAUUCUACUUGGUCUACUAAUUCAUUUGCUCAUCAUUUCGGAAGGAAACCCUACGACUCGAGGAUCAGAGCAACCGAUUCUCCGAUUUCCUCGAUCCUGACAAUGGGCGAAGGUUGGCACAAUUUCCAUCACGCUUUCCCAUGGGAUUAUCGGAUGGGACGAAAGUUUAGCCUGAGCGCCUCAUUGCUCGACCUGCUCGCGUAUCUCGGGCUGGCGUACGAUCUCAAGAUCGCAGCGCCCAACGUUAUUCAAGGGCACAUGAAGAGGCAUGGAGAUAAAAUUGGCCAACAAAUGGUCAAGGAAGUAAUCGAAUCAACGCGGCUGCGAAAGGAUGCGAACGAGAGUAUACGUUCCAUGUGAAUCGGCUUUAAUCCAAACGAGAUCUGAUUCUUUUAUUCCAUCAAACCAGUGAUUCUCAAUUCUUCUUUUUUUUUUUUUAUUUGAAAAAAUAUUUAAUAAGUAAAUAUAUUUUAUGUAUUAAGAAACAU
Molecule: messenger RNA, 1247 nt
Organism: Osmia lignaria (orchard mason bee)
Lineage: Eukaryota; Metazoa; Arthropoda; Insecta; Hymenoptera; Megachilidae
Product: acyl-CoA Delta-9 desaturase-like
Biological process (GO): unsaturated fatty acid biosynthetic process
Cellular component (GO): endoplasmic reticulum membrane
Molecular function (GO): iron ion binding; stearoyl-CoA 9-desaturase activity
Source: RefSeq, a predicted model, not a curated record